This is a messenger RNA of Cydia splendana, 4251 nucleotides long. RefSeq names its product GTPase-activating protein skywalker (gene sky). Gene Ontology annotation, biological process: response to oxidative stress. The record is from RefSeq and is a predicted model, not a curated record. Gene Ontology annotation, cellular component: nucleus. Lineage: Eukaryota; Metazoa; Arthropoda; Insecta; Lepidoptera; Tortricidae. The transcript is spliced from 13 exons. The coding region runs from base 590 to 3136 and encodes 848 amino acids.
CUGACACGUCUGAGUCACAAGUCUAUGGCAUUCCGAGCGACGACCGCGCGAGAGCGACUGCGAGUACUCGCGUUCCCACAAAUCGCGGACGUGUAUUUCACAUCGUCGACCGGGCCAACCGAAGUUUAUUCCGCAAAAAUCGAAUUCGAACAAUCCGCACAUAUCAAUCGCAAGACACAUAAUCACUAACACAAACGGCAUAAAGAUAAUUUGAUUAACAAAGUCAAAAUUAGUUGAUAUUAUCAGUGAAAUUGAUCUUUUAAUACAAUGUAUGAGUGCGUAUGGUCAGUUAUUGAUGCUGAGUGAUGUUCAUACUGUUCAGUGUUCGUUUAAGUGACAAAGCGUCGACCGUCGGGGGCUAUUAUCCUAAUCGAGAUUGCGUCGGGCCGGGAGCGCUCCGGGCCUUAGUCGCUGGGGUACUCUAAAGCAGUAACUACGGAGUCGCCACUUCUCCUCCGCACCAUUUACUGCCAGGAUUGCGAUUUGAAAAUGGUGCAGCAGGAUUUGACCUAGGCCUGCUAUGGCUCGGGCGGGCUCAUGCGCGUGAGCCCCGGGCAGCCAGGACUGUGUAGUGUUGUGUUGUGUAGUGAUGCCCGCCAUGUUGUCGGCCGUGCUGGAAGAGGAGGCCGACAUGUACGAGGCGUUCCCGCCGCAUGUCGACCCCACCGGAAUUACUAUACUCACCGAUAGCCCACCAGGGAAGAAAGCGCCGCUCAAAACCUUCGAGGAGGUCCAACCGCUGUUACAACAGUCGAGGAAACGGGAGCUCAAGCUCGUCAUCAGGGAGAACUCCUGGCCUAUAAAUAGCCCGGUGCGGGCGUUGCUGUGGCCGGCGUUGUGCCGGCAGCACCAGCAUGGGAAGUCCAUGCUCGACGGCUUCUACUGGGACAUGGUCACGCAGGUGUUCGGAACAGUGGAGUUACCGGACAAGCCAAUCAUGCUCCCACCUUUCGUGGAGGCAACGCACUGCCUCGGCUACCACCUGACUCGCAAGGGCCGCGCGGUCGCCGAUCGGGUCGUCUCCGUGCUAGGCUAUGCCUGCCCCGACAUCACGUACAGCCCCAGCCUUUAUCCCAUCACGGCUGCCCUGCUACACUUCAUGCCUGAGGAGGAAUGCUACCACUGCAUGGCGUCUCUGGUGGCGUCCAAGGAGAAGAUGUUCAUCACACAGACCAAGCUGCUGAACGAAGUCACGUGGAAAACGGUCAUGCAGAUAGCCAAGAAACACGCCAAGUCAGCGGCGCAGCACCUCUCGAGGCUAUCGGGCGCAAUCGGCCCGGAGCGGAUCUACGCUGACUGGCAGUGGUGGAUCCUCGCGGCGCUACCCUUCCCCCACCUCGUCAGGGUGCUGGACUGCUUCUUCCACGAGGGCAUCAAGGUGUUCUACAGGGUGGCGCUAGCGAUCUUGAUCCUAUUCCACAAGCACUCAACGAACCAGAGCUCGGACUGGUACGCCGAGGCGACCAAAAAUGGCGUCGACCACGCCAUCGACAAGUUCUGCAGAAACAUGCCGGCGUCGCCGACGAAGCUGCUGCGGACCGCGUUUAGUAUUAGGGCUUUAAGUUCACAGUACAUAUCCCGAGUGUUCAUAAAGACGGAGAUGACGCUAAAGUCUAAGCAGGUGAUCACGGGCUCGCGGCUCGUGCGCUCGCGCUCCUCCGACAACCUGCCCACCAGCCAGAGCCAGGUCAAUAUACAGAUGAUGUCGCACACCCUGACUAUACGUGAGAGCCCGCGUUCCUCCCAUUUGGCCCUGUGGUUCCCAUUCCCUAACGCGGUGUUCGCGGAUCAGAAACAGCACUCUUCAGAUCUGAGACAGAAGCUGUUCACGCUAUGGUCGUGGCUGCCGGUCCGCAUCACGAUGUACCAGCCCGUGCUGUUGUACACGACGGAGGAGCACGGCUGCUCGCUGACCACGUUCUACGUGCGCGUUGAGCACCACGAGCCCACGCUGCUCAUGAUCAAGACGUGCAACAACGAGGUGGGUAUUAUGUACACGACGGAGGAGCACGGCUGCUCGCUGACCACGUUCUACGUGCGCGUUGAGCACCACGAGCCCACGCUGCUCAUGAUCAAGACGUGCAACAACGAGGUGGGUAUUAUGUACACGACGGAGGAGCACGGCUGCUCGCUGACCACGUUCUACGUGCGCGUUGAGCACCACGAGCCCACGCUGCUCAUGAUCAAGACGUGCAACAACGAGGUGGGUAUUAUGUACACGACGGAGGAGCACGGCUGCUCGCUGACCACGUUCUACGUGCGCGUUGAGCACCACGAGCCCACGCUGCUCAUGAUCAAGACGUGCAACAACGAGGUGGGUAUUAUGUACACGACGGAGGAGCACGGCUGCUCGCUGACCACGUUCUACGUGCGCGUUGAGCACCACGAGCCCACGCUGCUCAUGAUCAAGACGUGCAACAACGAGGUGGGUAUUAUGUACACGACGGAGGAGCACGGCUGCUCGCUGACCACGUUCUACGUGCGCGUUGAGCACCACGAGCCCACGCUGCUCAUGAUCAAGACGUGCAACAACGAGGUGGGUAUUAUGUACACGACGGAGGAGCACGGCUGCUCGCUGACCACGUUCUACGUGCGCGUUGAGCACCACGAGCCCACGCUGCUCAUGAUCAAGACGUGCAACAACGAGGUGGGUAUUAUGUACACGACGGAGGAGCACGGCUGCUCGCUGACCACGUUCUACGUGCGCGUUGAGCACCACGAGCCCACGCUGCUCAUGAUCAAGACGUGCAACAACGAGGUGUUCGGCGCGUACUGCUCGACGCGGUGGUUCGAGCGCAACCAGAAGGACGAGCGCGGCAACCGGCAGGCGUACUUCGGCACCGGCGAGACAUUCCUCUUCAGUUUGCAUCCCGUCCGAGCCAAGUACCCCUGGGUGGGGACCUUGGAGGAUAAGGCGGAGGACGAGGGCAAGUCCCAUCAUGCGCUGACGCUCUUUAUGGCUGGAGAUAGCACCAUGAUCACCGUCGGAGGAGGUGACGGUCAAGCUAUCUGGAUGGACGAGAACAUCCGCUUCGGCAAGACGGACCGCUGCUCCACCUUCAACAACCCGCCGCUCUGCCCCUCCGGCGACUUCGAGAUCCGCGUGCUCGAGGUCUACGGCUUCUCCGGCGCAUAGACGGAAUCUCCAGGUCCUGACCCACCUGUGACGUCACCGACACGGAUAUGAUGCUCCUAUUUGUCUACGUGACCGCGUGAUAAAAACGUCCGUCUCAGGGUUUCCCACACCCAUCGACGCGGAAGCAAUAGCCGAUAGAAUUAAGCUUUAUGUGUACGUAAUAAGAGCGAACGCGACGUCGUCGGUCGUCGCGUCGUAAGACGUUGGCCGAGCCGUCUUUUUCGCGCUUAUUGCGUAGACAUUUUUUUUUCUAUUUUAUUGUGACAUUCAUCAAUUGAAAAUUUUCGAAUUGAGUUCUCAUACUUACAAAAUGGUAUAGCAGAGCGGUUGAAUCGAAAAUUAUUAUUCAUAUGGAAAACUGUGAAGACGUCACAGUAAACGGGAGGCCCGAUUUGUGUAUUGUCGUACCCCAAGUGUGAUAUAAAUGUUGUGAUCGUGUCACAAGGAGCGCCUGCCUGCAGGCGGCGAUUGACUACAUAGCGAUAUAUAUACAUAUAUAUAUAUAUACAUUGUAUUACUAAAAUCCCACGGAGAGACAUGCAUAAUGCAAAAAUGGUAUGUUUGGACUCUUAGAGCAAGUCUCUACAUGGGUGUUUAGCAUUAGAAUUAUUUCUACAAACAAAAAUGUGGCUUUCCAUCGCAGAGGGUCCUUGUGCUUCAGGUGUCCUUAUAAGGUCCUUUUUAUCUGAAAUUGCAACUGAAAUUCUGAUAGAAAGGUCCUUAUUGCACAUGAAGCGUAAGGACCCUUCUCUAUGGAAAGCCACAAAUAUUUCUUACUAUACCAUCGAAUCGUAUUCAAGCUAGUAUCACACUUCGUUCACUUAAAAUUUGAGUUUUAGUUGCAAUUGCAACCGCACGAGUGAGGUACGAGAUUGCUUAAGAUCAGAUUGACAUAAUCGCUAUGUAUUUGGUUGUCCGUCUCUUGCCGUAAAUAGACUGUGUAUUAGAUGUAUUACUAUAUUUAUUCAAGUGUAAUCUCCCCUAUCCCCUAACCUCACACGUACUAAUAAGACAAGUGUGUAGGCUAACAGAUCCGUUCAAAACAACGAAAGGGGCAAUUAGGUUGUUACGAUGUUUACUCGCGUAGAGUGUGUAAGUACAAAAGAUGUGUUACG